Paramecium sonneborni is the source of this 347-nucleotide messenger RNA. Lineage: Eukaryota; Ciliophora; Oligohymenophorea; Peniculida; Parameciidae. The record is from the annotation of a GenBank genome assembly.
AUGUUUCAAUUAAGGUAUCUGGACAUAUUGUUGGCCUUCCCUUUAAAUAUUUCUUCUUUGGCCUUUUAAUAGGUAAUAUUCAUUCCAAUAUGAAGAUUGAUGCCAGAAAAUAUCAUAUAUAUUUGAACAGGACUCUUAAUUUAAUAACAUAAUAAUUUUUCCACUAGUUCUUAAGUAAAUUAUUAAAAAUACUAAUUUUUAAGGCUCUAUUGUCUCUGUACAAAAAAUCUUAUUUAUUAAUUAUGAAGAAUAGGGAGUUUAAAACUAUAUCGGAAUUUUUAUUUCAAGCAAUUCUUUUAUUUUUACUAUAAGACUAGAAAUUGAGAUUUAUGAAAGAAUUUUUUUGA